CAAGAAGUCAAGACAAGGUUGGCGCCACUUCGAACUUGUUUUCAUGGUGAACUCGUGAGGUUUAUACCCCAGUAUCUACUAAGUCAGUAUUGAUCGCACCUUUUUUGGCAUUAGUAGGUUUUGGUAAUGUAUACUUUGGAAAAGAUCUUUCCUCCACUCCCUCGAGUAGUUAGGGGCAAAUCACUUAUUUUCGAUGCAGACCCCAAAGGCAAAAAGCUUAUAUAUGUCACUGGAAACAGUGUCGUUAUUCGCUCAAUUGAGAAUCCUGCUGAUAACGAUAUGUAUACUCAGCAUUCAGUAGCUGUAAAUGUUGCAAAAUAUUCACCCAGUGGAUUUUAUAUAGCUUCGGCAGGUGAUAACUUUUAAGAUUUUAUGAGGUCUUAGAUAACAAUGGGAAAGUACGGAUAUGGGACACUAUCAACCAGGAGCAUGUGCUAAAAUAUGAAUACCAACCAUUCGUCGGUCCUAUAAAUGAUUUGGCCUGGACUUCAGAUAACGCUCGUAUGCUUGUGGGUGGCAACAGUGCUUCAAAGUUUGGAGCAGUAUUCAUGGUUGAAACAGGGACGUCUGUGGGUUCAGUUACAGGCAUGAGCAGAAGUAUCAAUUCCGUCGAUUUUCGACCUGUUCGACCCUACCGUGCCAUUACUGGAAACGAUGAGGGCUUAGUGACCUUCCUUGAGGGCCCUCCAUUUUCAUUCAAGAACUCUUUUCAAAACCAUAAAGGUUUUGUCAAUGUGGUUCGGUACUCGUUGAAUGGAUCAUUUUUUGUUUCCGGUGGGGCAGAUGGGAAGAUAUUCCUUCAUGACGGUGAAAGUGGUGAGAAACUAUCUGAAGUUGGAAGUCCAGCACAUGAGGGAGGAGUCUAUGCUAUUUCGUUUUCACGGCAAAGUCCUCUGUGUGUUUCUGCUUCUGCAGACAAGUCUAUCAAGUUGUGGAGUGUUGAAGCCAAAACUCUCUCUUAUCUUUCAAAGUAUUCAUUUGAAAAUGUUUUAAUGAAUAUGCUACUCGGUUGUACAUGGGUAGGCAAUAAAGUUGCUGCUGUAUCUUUAAGUGGUUCGAUUCAUAUAUUUGAUGUCCCACCUGGAUCAAAAUCUCUCGCCCCACCAAAACUUUCUAUACAUGGGCAUAAACUUCAUAUAACUUGUGCAAGGUUUAGCACGCUUGAUAACCGUUUAAUUACUGCAAGUUCUGAUGGAUCAAUGGCGUCUUGGGACACAUCAACUGGUUUAGCUGAAAUGUUUUCUGGUACAGAAGCUCAUACUUCACAAGUACAAUCAAUAUCGCUUUCAGGAAAAUAUGCAAUCACUGUUGGUAUCGAUGAUCGAUGUGUUGUCAGUUCGAUAACUGAACUAAAACACAUGUUAUCUACAAAGCUUCCUUCUCAACCUCGUUGUGUACAAUCAAUGGAAUCGAAUUGUUUAUUAAUCAUUGUUUCAUGCAUUGAACAUAUGGUUUUAUUGGAGCUUAAAAAUAAUUCAUUAGUAUUGUUGGAUCAACUAGACGUUUCACUAGGAAUAUCUACAAUGAGUAUUUCAAAAAAGUUGUCAUUAAUUGUUGUUGGAUCACAGAAUCUAGGUAAUACAUCGUUUCAUAUAUCAUCAAACCAAAAGUUAAAACAAUUAAAUCUUGUCAGUGCUACCGAUGUAACCCCAGAAGUAAUCGAUUUCUCACCUAAUGGUGAAAUACUAGCUUGUGCAAACCCAGAUCGUUCAAUGAACUUGUUCUCCGUGACUUGUGAAGGAAAUCAAAAUGACCUCCCAACUCUUAAAUCUGCUCUUUCCGAAUGGUGGCUCAGACACUCAGCUAGAAUAACCUGUAUCAGUUGGAGUCCAAAUGGUCGUCGCUUGGCCACUGGAAGUAUUGAUAGUUCUAUUGUUAUUUGGUCAUUAAAUGAACCAAGCAAACAGGUGGUUUUAACAGCGGCUCAUCCUAUGAGUAAUAGCACUGGAUUAUGUUGGGUCAGUGACGAUCGUUUGUUAAGUUCAGCACACGAUGGAAGCAUUCGUAUAUGGCGUGUGUAGAAAAAAGUACAGUCCGUAUUCUAUCAAUCUCUUGAAAUGGUGUUUCCAAGAAUAUUUGUUUACAAUUUGAUUCAUGUACUUGUUUCCCACUCUCAAUACUUAUAUAAUAUGAAGUGUUUUGUGUUUCACUUUUUUUCUUGAAUACCAGUAUUUUAUUUCUAUGGGGUCAGUUUUUAAAAAAAUUAAAAUCUUUUUUAGUCC
Schistosoma spindalis is the source of this 2222-nucleotide messenger RNA. Lineage: Eukaryota; Metazoa; Platyhelminthes; Trematoda; Strigeidida; Schistosomatidae. The record is from the annotation of a GenBank genome assembly.